Molecule: messenger RNA, 591 nt
Organism: Mesorhabditis belari
Lineage: Eukaryota; Metazoa; Nematoda; Chromadorea; Rhabditida; Rhabditidae
Source: the annotation of a GenBank genome assembly
AUGUACGAUGAUUCAAAUGAAUUGUUGGCCAUUUCGGAGCCUUUUGUUCGUAUGCUCACUCAUUCUCCCUAUGGCUCUCACCUACCAUACACUUGUCACAAUUGUCGAUCACCGUCGGAUUACGGUAUGUUGAUGAAUCAACCAAGAUAUCCGUUGUACUCAUCCGACGAACAUCAGCAUAAACUUCAUGAAAGUGAAUUCAAAAAUGUGCUCGAGCUUGGAGCUUUCAAACCGGAAAACAUUAAGAUCAACAUUGUCGGCCAUUUGCUGACCGUUCGUGGUGAGCGAAAUGAGAAAGCGGACAAUUUUGAAUGUACUGCAAAUUUCACGAGAACUUUCAGACUUCCCAAGGGAAUCGAUCCAGAUUCAAUUUCGUGUCAUCUUCUUGAUGGGAAUAAACUCGAGAUCUUGGGAGUUCAAAAGGGAUGGAAACGUUCAAUCAACAUCCCGAUUGAGACCGAUGAUAUGAGGAAAAGAUUGGCGAGUGAUGCUACGCGACAUGGGUUUGAAAAGAUUGAGCACGAACCAAAAAGAAUGCAACUCGCCGAAAUUCCCGGCGAAACGGCUCAUGAAAUCCCGAUUCAGAAAAAG